AUGGUUUCAACUCAAGGUGAGAUCAGGGUGGGCCCAGGGCAUCAAGCUAGGCUGCCUGACUAUAGACCAGGGUUGACAGAUGUAGAUAUUCCUCCAGACCCUGAGUUUAGUAAAGAUAGAGAAGAAAUCAAAUGGGUGCCUGCACAGACAUUAGAUGGUGACCUUCUUAUGUUCCUCAGGGCUGCUAGAUCGAUGGCUGCAUUUGCAGGAAUGUGCGAUGGUGGCAGUCCUGAUGAUGGGUGUUUAGCAGCUUCCAAAGAUGAUACAACUAUUAAUGCUUUAGACACUCUUCAUGCAUCUGGAUAUGAUCCAGGAAAGGCACUACAAGCUCUUGUUAAAUGUCCUGUCCCAAAAGGAAUUGAAAAAAAGUGGUCAGAAGAAGAAAUUAAACGUUUUGUUAAAGGCUUAAGACAAUUUGGGAAAAAUUUUUACAGAAUUAGAAAAGAUUUACUUCCCCACAAAGAUACACCGGAAUUGGUAGAAUUUUAUUAUUUGUGGAAAAAAACUCCAGGUGCCAAUAAUAAUAGACCGCACAGGAGAAAUCGAAGGCAAGGGUCUUUGAGACGUAUUCGCAAUACGAGAAAUACAAGAGGACAACCUAAAGAAGAAAAAGAAGGUCAACAGUCUACUCGUCCAUCGCCUAAUCCAAAGGAAAAUAAUGAUUGUAGUUCUGGCAGUGAAGAAGAAAAUUCCGAAGAUGAUUCCGAUUCUAGAGAUCAAUCUGGAUUUAGAUGCCAGCAUUGCUUUAGCGCAAAUUCGAGAGAUUGGCAACAGUAUGGAAAAGAUCGUCAAAUACUAUGUUACGAAUGCCGUACUCACCUCAAAAAACAUGGCGAACUUCCUCCUGUUCCCGUAGGAGUCACUAAAUCAUCUGACACACCGUAUUUAUUUAGGCCAGUACAAAAUGAAAGCCCCGACAGCUCACCGGGAAGGAUGCGCACUCGGGGAAAAACUAAAGAACAGAUUUCCUCUGGAAAUGUAACACGACCUAAGCGAGGAAAUGGCACAAAUACACCUGACGAACUUGAUAAAGACAAAAAACACACAAAAUCUCCAGGUUUUCAUAGCUCUCCUAAUGAGAAAAAACAAAGCAUGAAUUCAACAACUGGUAACAAUAAUAUAAUCAAUAGCAAUACAGCGACGGGAGCUAAUAAUAAUAAUAACAACAACAACAAUAAUAAUAAUAACAACAAUAACAAUAAUAAUAUAAAUAAUAAUAAUAAUAACAACGGUAAUAAUAAUAACGGUAGUAAUAACAACAAUAAUAUAAGCAAUAACAACAACAACAACAACAACAAUAGCAACAGUAACAAUAAUAACAACAACAACAACAACAAUAAUAAUAAUAAUAAUAAUAAUAAGGAAACACCACCUAAGAAUUGUAAAAGAAAUCAAAGCGAUGGAGAUGAAAAAGAUGAAAAAGAUACUCCGAACAAAAAAAAGAAAAGUGAGGACAUGGAAAUAAAUGAUGAACAAACUGAAAAUUUUGAAGAAAAAAAUAGUCCUAUGCAAUUGAAAGUAGAAAAAUGCGAUAAAAAUGAAGAAAAGUUGCAAUUCAAACUUGAGAAAGAAGAAAAAUUACAAAUAAAACAAGAAAAAGAAGAAAAGUUACAAAUCAAGCAAGAAAAAGAAGAGAAAUUACAAAUUAAGCAAGAAAAAGAAGAGAAAUCACAGUUUAGAAUGGAUAAAGAAGAGAAAUUGCAAAUAAAACCUGAAAAAGAAGAAAAAUUACAAAUAAAACAAGAAAAAGAAGAUAUGGCCUUUGAUAAAAAUACCUUUACUGGAGUUGCGGGUGAAAAAUUAACUUCUGUAAUGGUACAUUUAAAGCAAAACCUAACCGUAGGAAAAGAUAAUAAAAAACUUGAUGUCGAACGUGAUUCAAUAAAGAUAAAUCCAAUGGCAAUAACUCCAAUGUCAGUUUUUAUAGCUAAUACUACAGAUAAAAGUUCUGAAGGUAAAGAAAAAGUUAACGAAGAAGAAGAAGAAAAACCAAAAUGUAAUACAGAGGUAAACAAUGAUUCAGAUAAACUUAUAACCGUUGAUCCUAAAACAGGAUUAUUAGGGCCGGAAACGGAAAAAUCAGAGGGAGAGCCUCCCAUGAAAAAAUCAAAUUUAUCGAGCGAUUUACCAGUGAUGUCUAUUGAAAUGAUGAUGGAUUUGAAGGGGCAAUCGUCUAUUAAAAAUGUUCCUACCAAAGUCAUUGUGAGGGAUGACGACAUAACUGAAAAUAAAGAUUCUGAUGACUCUAUAAAAGUACCCAUGAGAAAUUCAAUGAAAGAAAUAAACUUGAUAAUACCUCGCCCCAACUUCCCAACUAGUUGCGAACCUGGAAUGAGAAUGCCUCUUGUUCAACCGAAAUCUGAAGUUCUUUUAAAAUCCAGUGAAAAUACAAACGAAACAAAUUUUAAUUCUAAUCAUACAGAAUCUCCUUUGAUUGUGCAUACAAGUGCUAAUUUGAUUUCCACUAGUACUUCUACUACUCAAUCAGCAGUUCCGCCAAGACCGUCCAGCUCUUCCAAGUCCUCAUCAUCUCACAGUAAAGACAAUCAUCAUGGCCAAAGCCCUUCCGGAGCUUUGGUUUCUCCAUCACAAUUGCCAGGUUCUAGCCACAUAAUGCAACCUUGCCCCACAUCCAUACCUAAUUCAGUAAUGCAUCCUUCACAGCAACCCAGUCCUUUAAAUCGUAUUUCUCCCGCUCACCAUCCAGCUUUUCUUCCACCUCAUAUUCCUCCCCAUCACCCUCUUGUUCAACAUACACUUCCUCUUUUUGCAGCAAUGCACAAUCCAUAUCAUCCAUAUGCUGCUUAUCCUUUUGGAUAUCCCUAUCCAUAUCCUAUUCCUCCUCCUCAGGGAUUAAAUGCGCCAAUAAAAGAAACAACUCUUACUCACCAUAGUUCAAGCAGCGUCACAACUCGGGUCAGAGAAACUGAAAGAACUGAUGAUAUAGGAGAUAGUAGUUCUACAGAGCGACAUCAAGAAACUACUACUAUGCAUCAUUCAAGUGUUCAUCAUUCGCACUCAAGUACAGAUAAGCAACAAGGCAUUCACAUAAGUCAUUCAACAACUUCAUCGAGCACUUCGUCAGUCAAAAAACAAAACAAUCCAUCUGCUAGAGUAUCUAGUCCUCUGACUCACAUGAGUGCUACUAUGUCUCAAACACAAUCCACCAGUAUAAGCCUCGGUGGAAAUAAUCACCAUCACAGUCAUCAUCAUAGUCACCAUCAUCAAAGUGACGUUGUUCCUGGAAUGGUGUUGGGUUCAAGUCCUAACAGAGGCUCAAAACCUCAUCAUCCAGCUGGUAUUAUGGCCAUUCCACCAAUUGGACAUCCGAUGGCUGCAAUGGGACUUCCUCCUCCAAGCCUAAGCGGUUCCAGUUUAGAAGCACUUAGAGCUCAUGCCGUAGCUGCCGCAAACAUGCAGCCUUCUCCUUCUCACGCCUUGCAUCAUUCCUCUCGACAUGGCCCCCAGGAGGAACUAAAAAGCGAGCCGGCUUCCGAAUCAUCUGAUAUUACUCCCGAAGAGGAUGAAGGUAGCCCGCAACAUAUACCUAGGGUUCCAAGCCCUGAACCAAAAAUAGAAGAUACUGAAUGUCAUCGAAGUCAAAGUGCUAUAUUUGUGCGACAUUGGAAUCGAGGGGAUUAUAAUUCAUGUACAAGAACGGAUUUGACUUUCAAACCCGUUCCCGAUUCAAAGUUGGCUAGAAAGCGUGAAGAACGUCUGAGAAAGCAGGCAGAAAGAGAAAGAGAAGAAAGGGAAAAAGCUGCUCAACAAGCACAAACGCGUAAAAUAGCAAAUACUCCUGAAAAUAAAGAAAGUGCAUCUAAACCUCCUUCACGUGGUCCCAUAGAAACAAUAUCAUCACCGUAUGACAGGUUUGGGCAAAGGCCAGGCUAUCCUGACACACCGGCUUUGAGGCAGCUGAGUGAGUAUGCUAGACCACAUGCAGGUUUUUCACCAGGACGUGCAGCUGCCUUAGGUUUGCCUCCUCAAUGUAUCGAUCCUAUGUUACAUUACCAACUAAAUUCUAUGUAUGGGCUCGAGUUAGAACAUCUUGAACGGGAGAAAAGAGAACGCGAAUUAAGAGAACUCAGAGAAAGAGAAUUGAAUGAUCGACUUAAAGAGGAACUAAUGAAAAAUGCUGGAGUGGCUGGUGCACCAGGUACAAGAAUGCCUACACCUCUCGAUCCUCAUUGGUUGGAAUUGCAUCGGCGUUACGGUGGAUUGCCUGGUGGACCUCCGCCUCAAUUCGGGUUAUAUCCCUCUCCCGGGCAUCCUGCAGGACCUCCUGCUUUGAGUCAAUUAGAACGUGAACGUCUUGAAAGGCUUGGUAUUCCUCCUGCGGGACCUGGUGCACCACCACCCGGUCCGGGGGGACCUUCUCAAGCUCAUCCUCAUCCAUCAUCAGUGGCUGCACUCGAGGCAGAACGUCUUGCGCUCGCAACUGAUCCCAUGGUUCGGUUACAAAUGGCCGGUAUAUCCCCAGAAUAUCACGCUCACACCCACGCCCAUACACAUGCUCAUUCUCAUACUCAUCUUCACCUACAUCCGAGUCAACAAGCGCAAGCGCAACAAGAAGCAUCCGCCGCAGCUGCUGGUUUUCCUUUACCAGCUUCCGCACCUCCUGGGUAUCCGAGACCUAACUUAUUACCUCCGAGAGAUAUGCCACUUGGUCUUCAUCACCCAGCCGAUCUCUUAGGGAGACCAUAUGCUGAUCAAUUAGCGCAUCAAGCGACAGCUCACGAACAGUUACAACGCCAAAUCAUGCUCGAAAGGGAAAGAUUUCCUCAUCCAUCUUUGGUAGCUCACGACGAAUAUAUACGAGCUCAAAGAGAACGUGAACUUAAAGUGAGAGCUUUAGAGGAAACAGCUCGCGGUGCUCGGAACGAGUCAAUUCCCAAAUGCUGUUGUACACCAACAGCAUACAUAAGGCACUAA
Pediculus humanus corporis (human body louse) is the source of this 4935-nucleotide messenger RNA. RefSeq names its product grunge, putative. The transcript has 21 exons. Lineage: Eukaryota; Metazoa; Arthropoda; Insecta; Psocodea; Pediculidae. The coding region runs from base 1 to 4935 and encodes 1644 amino acids. Gene Ontology annotation, cellular component: nucleus. Gene Ontology annotation, biological process: regulation of DNA-templated transcription. Gene Ontology annotation, molecular function: transcription corepressor activity; sequence-specific DNA binding. The record is from RefSeq and is a predicted model, not a curated record.